Nicrophorus vespilloides is the source of this 387-nucleotide messenger RNA. RefSeq names its product lysozyme E-like. The coding region runs from base 1 to 387 and encodes 128 amino acids. NCBI's taxonomy places the organism in Eukaryota, Metazoa, Arthropoda, Insecta, Coleoptera, Silphidae. The transcript has 2 exons. The record is from RefSeq and is a predicted model, not a curated record.
AUGAGGCCAUCAUCGGCUCUGGUUGUCCUGUUGGUAGCAGUGUCAUUGGAAGGAAAAGUUAUUGGUGUAAAUGAGUUGAGGUUGGCUCUGAUGGAUUUCGUGGUGCCUGAAUGGAUGAUACCUAUCUUCAUAUGCAUAGCACAACAUGAGUCAAAGUUCAAUACAUCUUUCGAAAGUCUUGAUGGAAGAAAACAUGGGAUUUUUGGUAUACAAAAUCGACUUUGGUGUUCUCCUCCAGGUAUUGGAUGUGGUAUAACUUGUGAUUCUUUGAGGAACGAAGAUCUUGGAAAUGAUGUUCGAUGCGCUUUGCAAGUGUUUCUUGAGACUGACAGGUUCUUGGGACAAGGAUGGAAAGCUUGGGACACCUACAAAUUUUGUCAUCUAUAA